GCUGUAGGGCGGGUCUGUCGUCAUAGCGAAGACUUUGGGUUGGUAGUCCUCGCAGAUGCAAGGUUUGAGCAGCCUCUGCUGCAGCGCAGUCUGUCGGGGUGGAUUCGAGAUUCGCUGUCUGCUGCGAUGGAGUUGAAUGCAGCAGCAGCAGCAGCAGCAGCAUUUUUUGCUGCUGUGCCGCAGCACCUGCAGCAGACGGCCAGCAGCAAAGCAGCUAAAGAGACGGGGGCCCCUCUACCUUCACUUGCUUUUGAUUGGUGUGCUGUAGAGCGCUUGAGUAGAGCAGCAUCUCUGCUUGACCGCAGCAGGUUUGCUGCUGCUGCUGCUGCUGCUGCUGCUGCUGCUGCUGCUCCUGCUGCUGCAGCUUCCGCCGAAGACGUGAAGCAGCAGCAGCUGCUGAAGGGCUUACACGCUAAAGCCGCAUGCUCGCAGCAGCAGCAAACAUCAGCACAAGACAGCAGCACCGCAGCAGAGUCGCAUACUGCUGCUGCUGCUGCUAUUGCUGCUGCUGCUGAAAGGAGGCGUUUGCUGCUGCAGCAGCAAGGCUCGCGGCCCCUUAAAAGGAGGGCAGCAGCAGCAAGCAGCAAACGGCCUGCUGCUGUCUCUCUCGUUGACUGGACAAAUGCUGCAGUGGGGUUUGCUGCUGACUCCAAACAAGCAGCAGCAUCAGCAGCAGCAGCAGCACCAACAGCAGCAGGAGCUGCAGCAGCAGAAGAGCAGCAGCGGCACACAGCACCGCAAGAGAAAAGCAAAGGCUUUGGAGCAACUGAAUGCGACGGCUCCACACACAGCAGCAGCAGCAGCAACAACAACAACAACAACAGCAGCAGCAGCAGCAACAGCAGCAGCAGCAGCGAAGCAAGCAAGGAGUUAGCCCGCGACACCGGAAGGCAGCUGCUGCGGCGUCUGAAGGAAGAACUGCAGCAAAACUUUGCUGCCUUUUGCAUUUUGCUGAAACAACUCUCCGCUGUCAGCACUCAGCAGCAGCAGCAGCAGCAGCAGCAGGAGACCCGCAACACCAAAAGUAGAAGCAGCAGCAGCAGCAAUUUCCGAAGGGCAGAAGCAGCACGACAAUACGCCGCUAUCGUUGACGCCAUGUGCACUGCUUUGCUGCAGCCUCAGCAGCAGCAGCAGCAGCAGCAGCAGGAGCAGCAGCAGGAGCAGCAGCAGGACUGGGAAGCGCUGCUUGAUUUGCUGCAGCGGCGCACUGCUGUUCUUCGUUUUAUAAUUAACACAUAUGUGGGGCCCCCUUUUGCUGCUGCUCUCCUCGAGCACGUAGCAGACAGAGGAGACGCAAUACUCAGACAAGCAGCAACCAAACAGCAGCAGCAGCAGGAGCAGCAGCAGGAGCAGCAGGAGCAGCAGCAGGGGUCAGCAGCAGCUACGCAAGCAGCAGUCGUUGCUGCUCCUUCAACAGAGUCGGCAGGUGAAAAAAAAGAGGAAGCCGAUGCUUCGGCUUCUCUGCAGCAGCAGCAGCAGCAGCAACCGGAACAGCAACAGCAGCAGCGGGAGCAACAACAGCAGCAGCAGCAGCAGCAGCAGAUGUCUGAGUGUUUAAUUUGCACUGCCGAAAAACGACUGCUCCGCUCCGUUGUCUGCGGCCAUGAGGCCUGCGAGGAUUGUUGGGGGCGGCAGUUGGCUUUGGUCCUCGAAUGCCCUAUCUGCAGAAAAAGAGUAAGACACAAAUUCUUGCAGCCCCAGCAGCAGCAAGAGCAGCAGCAGCAGCAGCAGCAGCAAGAGCUGUAG
Molecule: messenger RNA, 1746 nt
Organism: Eimeria acervulina
Lineage: Eukaryota; Apicomplexa; Conoidasida; Eucoccidiorida; Eimeriidae
Exons: 3
Biological process (GO): nucleobase-containing compound metabolic process
Molecular function (GO): ATP binding; hydrolase activity, acting on acid anhydrides, in phosphorus-containing anhydrides; helicase activity
Source: RefSeq, a predicted model, not a curated record